Daphnia magna is the source of this 1548-nucleotide messenger RNA. RefSeq names its product hyphal wall protein 1. Bases 456 to 1307 code for a protein of 283 amino acids. The transcript is spliced from 3 exons. NCBI's taxonomy places the organism in Eukaryota, Metazoa, Arthropoda, Branchiopoda, Diplostraca, Daphniidae. The record is from RefSeq and is a predicted model, not a curated record.
GGUUCUACUUAGACAAAUCCCUGGCAGGGUGUAGUCGUGUCUUUAAUGAAGUCCAAAAAGUGUGGUAGCAUUUUAAUUUCAAUUCUUUUAUUUUAUCGUUAUCAACCAAAAGUGAUACAACUUGUGCAAGUUUCGUAAUGACCCCCUUCCACGGGUUUCUUGUCGAUACAGCGGCCACGUAACGAAGGCAAAAUGAUGUGGCCUUCACCCAUGUAUUGUCAUUCUCUUCUAUCUGAAAAAGAGAUUUUCCUACGAAAACAAGGGCAGCAAAUGCUUUGCAAAUGAGCAGAAGAGUCCCGUGUUUACAAGAAGAAUCCUUCGCGAAUCAGGCCGUGUUGAAUGACUGUUAAACACCGUCACUUGGGUAUAAAAAGAGGCAAAAAUCGGUGGAAAUUCAGCAGACUUGCCUUCCUCAUCUCCUCUACAGCAACCAAGCUCCUUCUCCACGAAAAAACAUGAAAUUCUCGGCUUCAGUAGCUAUUUUCCUGGCCGUUUGUUUGGUCUACGUUCAUGCGGAUGAACGCCGCAUUCCGUCCUAUGGAGGAAAUCGACCAUCUUCAUACCGGCCGCCUUCUCACCACCUAAAGCCCCAUCCUCCCAAGCCCCUUCGUCCUUUGCCUUACCACUCCAAGCCCCAACACCCUUUGCCUUACCACCCCAAGCCCCAACACCCUUUGCCUUACCACCCGAAGCCCCAACACCCUUUGCCUUACCACCCCAAGCCCCAACAUCCUUUGCCUUACCACCCCAAGCCCCAACAUCCUUUGCCUUACCACCCCAAGCCCCAACGCCCAACGCAUUACAAGCCCAAGCCUCAACAUCCCAAACCCCACCGCCCCUCGGUUCAUCGACCAAAGCCUCAGCGCCCCAAUCGUCCCUGGGUGAUGAAGCCCCAAUCAGACAACACCAACAUCAACAUUAACCGCAACAAGAACAGCAAUGAGGGCAUCAUUUUAGCCGAGCUUUUCUCUCAGCUAAUCGCCAACGAAGAGGAUCCAUGUCUAUUCGGCUUGGGAUGUUUCGAAAAAAAACUGAAAACUAAAGAUAUCGUUGUUGAAGCAAAGGCCAACAGUACCCAAGAAGAAGAGGCUGCCACCACCAGCGACGCUGCGGAUGCUACCACCAAUGACACCGAAGAUGCUACCAUUAGUGACGCCGAGGAGGCUACAACCGACGACUCCGAGGCUAGCUUGGACCAGGCUGAAGAAGAUGCUGUUGUUGUGGAAUCACCCCAAGAAGAAGAUGCCGUGGUCGUGGAAUCGCGUCAAGAACCGGAAGCAGAAGAGGAUGAUAUGACUAUGGCCUAGGCUCCAUAAAUUUUGAAAUUCCAAAUCUCCCCCACCGACUAGCAACAGCGACACAACACGGAUAAAGGCAACCCUGAUAAACUGAGUACUUUAAGUAAACCAUUUUUUUCAUGUUUUUCGAAAAAUGACAUUUUUGAAGUUUGGAUUCUCUUAAAAGAUUUCCGUUUAAGGAGCAACCAAUAUCUAAUACCAAUCUGAAAUUUGCUAAAUCAACAGAAAAUAUAUUCAAAUUACAAAAAUG